CGGAGGAUCCUUGAUGCUCCAAGUCAAAUAAAAUUGAAAAAUUGAUUCGAGUGAGCCCAGUAUCGAACCACCCAAAGUCAAGUUAUGUGGCUUGCGAAUCUGAAAAGGAAAUAAUUAUGGCAUAUGCAUACCUUUUGGAGUACUUUAGUUUCCACACCACAACUUUAUUCUACGACCAAUCAUACAUUAAUACAAAUAUCUUGGAAGGAAGGGGGUAGUGACUAAAAAAGUUUAUCAAAAAUCAAAGUUUAAAGAAAGAAGGUAGAGCGAAUAAGUAAACUUCAAAGUGAAUUUGUUAUGUGAAGAGUGAGAUGGGAGUAGUUGAAGAGGCUCACAAUGUUAAAGUUAUUGGGUCAGGCAAGACGACCAUGGUACUUGGUCAUGGUUUUGGCACUGAUCAAUCUGUUUGGAAACAUCUUGUUCCUUACUUAAUCGACGAUUAUCGUGUUGUUCUUUAUGACAACAUGGGCUCUGGUCCGACUAAUCCAGAUUAUUUCGAUUUUGAACGAUACGCUACUCUUGAAGGUUAUGCCUAUGAUUUACUUGCCAUUUUAGAGGAACUUCAAAUUGAUUCUUGCAUAUAUUUGGGACAUUCUUUGUCAUCCAUGACUGGUGUUGUUGCUUCCAUAUUUCGUCCUGAUCUCUUCUCCAAACUCAUCUUGCUUUCUGCUUCACCAAGGUUCAUAAAUUCAGAUGAAUACUAUGGAGGAUUCGAAAAGGAAGAUAUCGAUCAAUUAUGUCAAGCGAUGGAGUCGAACUACAAGUCAUGGAUCGAUGGUUUCGCGCCGCUAGUAAUUGGCGGCGACAUGGAUUCAGUGGCAGUACAAGAAUUCAGCAGAACUUUAUUCAACAUGAGACCAGAUAUCUCAUUAAGUGUCUUUCGUACUAUUUUUACGUUCGAUUUAAGGCAUUUUCUCUCUCGUGUUACGGUUCCUUGUCACAUUAUCCAGAGUUCCAAGGAUUUGGCCGUACCAGUGGCAGUUUCGGAAUAUAUUCACCGAAAUCUGGGCGGGAAGUCAAUUGUCGAAGUCAUCUCAACCGAAGGUCAUCUCCCGCAGCUGAGCGCACCGGAAGUCACUGUUCCGGUGCUGCUUCGCCAUAUUUCUCAUAAUCAUCAACUUUCCCAGUAGUCUAGUGUUCAUUGUUGCUUGAAUCUUCAUUGAAUUCGAGGUUUUCAAGCUCUAUGCUGUUCGGGAACUCUGCAAGGAUCUUACCUAUUCAACAUAUAUAUUGUUGUGUGGAGCUGAAAAAAAAUAUGUAAUACAAUUUUCUUC
Messenger RNA from Solanum tuberosum (potato), 1274 nucleotides. Its product is annotated as probable esterase D14L. Bases 312 to 1130 code for a protein of 272 amino acids. Lineage: Eukaryota; Viridiplantae; Streptophyta; Magnoliopsida; Solanales; Solanaceae. The record is from RefSeq and is a predicted model, not a curated record. The transcript is spliced from 2 exons.